AUGGCCGAUGCUCAGGAUACCGGCAAGCGAUCCAACUCGCGCACGCGCAGCAUCUCACGCCCGACGACGCCCCUCCGCCCCUCAUCACGGUCGUCCUUUCGCGAGUCCGCUCAGCGGUCUGUCGGUGGCAGCGAGCCAUUUCCCUUGAACGCCUUCGAGCCCGCCUUCGCUGAACUGUCCGAUGCCGUCGCCGAUCUCGAAGCGAACAUGAUGCACUUUCAGCUAAUGCAUGAGAGUCUCUCCCGUUUCAGCGAGAGCUUUGCUAGCUUCUUGUACGGACUCAACAUGAACGCAUUUUGUGUGGAUUUCCCCGAGGGACCUAUUGCUGAAUCCUUUCGACGGGCAAAACUGAACGAGGAGCGCAUCGAACCAGCAGGGAGAUCGCGUAGUACGGACCGCGACGAACUGGACGGUGAAACAACAUUCAUGACUACGAACACAUCCUUUGUAGAAAACCCCCCGACUGCUUCCAAGAUGACCCCGAAGAAGUUUACAGCACCCGAGACAAGACAACCUCGCGUGGCUUCUGGCACCCGCGGUGGUACUCGCGGCCGAACAGGCACCGGCCGGGGCCGCACAAGCGGUCUUGUCAGACCGAGAGCGCGUGGUCUCCGAUGA
This is a messenger RNA of Truncatella angustata, 618 nucleotides long. Its product is annotated as DASH complex subunit Dam1-domain-containing protein. Gene Ontology annotation, biological process: mitotic sister chromatid biorientation. The record is from RefSeq and is a predicted model, not a curated record. NCBI's taxonomy places the organism in Eukaryota, Fungi, Ascomycota, Sordariomycetes, Amphisphaeriales, Sporocadaceae. The transcript has 4 exons. Gene Ontology annotation, cellular component: mitotic spindle polar microtubule; mitotic spindle pole body; mitotic spindle. The coding region runs from base 1 to 618 and encodes 205 amino acids.